AUGAGAUUCCCCGCGUCCCCGCCGGCGUCGCCACCGCCUCUACCACGGCGCGCCCUGACACGCUGUCAAAUCCUGGCCAACACCGUGGAGGCCCCCGGGGUCGCCGUGGGGCACUGGGUGGCCACCCCCGUCCUGGCCGCGCUGCUGCUCGCGGUGGUCGUCGCCGACCUGGACAGCCACUGGGUGCUGUACUACGACGCGCCGUGCUGCGUCCACGACCGCCACGUCCGCCACCAUAAAGACCAUGUGCGGACUUUCUCCUGCGGCAAGCUGUACUACCGUUCCAUGUACCUGGACGAGGAGCGGGACGCCCUGUUCUUGGGGGCCAUGGACCGGGUCUUCAGGCUCAACCUCGGCAACAUCAGCCAUUCGCAUUGUGAGAAGGACUCCCUGCUGCUGGAGCCCACCAAUGUGGCCAACUGCGUGUCCAAGGGCAAGUCCGAGCACUUCGACUGCCGGAACCACAUCCGCGUCCUGCAGCCCGUCGACGACGGACGCAGACUGUACGUGUGCGGGACCAACGCCCACAGCCCCAGGGACUGGGUCAUAAAUUGGAACCUGACCCACCUGAAUCGGCAGCAGUUCGUGCCGGGCGUGGGGCAGGGCGCCGCCAAGUGCCCCUACGACCCGGCGGACAACUCCACGGCGCUGUGGGUGCGCGACGGCAACCCCGGCGGGCUGCCCGGCCUCUACUCGGGCACCAACGCCGAGUUCACCAAGGCCGACACCGUCAUCUUCCGGUCCGACCUGCACAACAUGACAACGGGCCGCAGGGAGUACACGUUCAAGCGGACGCUCAAGUACGACUCCAAGUGGCUCGACAAGCCCAACUUCGUCGGCUCAUACGACGUCGGCGACUACGUGCUGUUCUUCUUCCGCGAGACGGCCGUGGAGUACAUCAACUGCGGCAAGGCGGUGUUCUCGCGCGUGGCCCGCGUCUGCAAGCGCGACACGGGCGGCAAGAACAUCCUGGCACACAACUGGGCCACCUACCUCAAGGCGCGCCUCAACUGCUCGCUCCCCGGCGAGUUCCCGUUCUACUUCAACGAGAUCCAGAGCAUCUACCGCCCGGUGGAGGACCCCAACCACUUCUACGGCGUUUUCACCACCAGCACGUACGGACUCACGGGCUCGGCCAUCUGCGCCUUCACGCUGCAGGACAUCCACGAGGCCUUCAGGGGCAAAUUCAAGGAGCAGGCCACCUCCACGUCAGCUUGGCUGCCCGUCCUCACAAGCAAGGUGCCCGAGCCGCGGCCCGGCGAGUGCAUCAACAACACUGAGAGCCUGCCAGACACGGUGCUCAACUUCAUCCGGUCGCACCCGCUCAUGGACUCUGCCGUGUCGCACGAGAACGGCAGGCCCGUGUUCUACACGCGGGAGACCACCUUCACUCGGCUGGCCGUGCACCUGGUGCGGCAGCAGGACAAGCUGUACCGCGUCUUCUACGCCGGCACUGCUGGCGGCCAGGUGUACAAGAUCGCCCAGUGGGCGGCAGGCGAGGGCUCCGCGCUGCUGGACGUGUGGGAGGUGACGCCCGGAGAACCAGUCCGCCUCCUGGAGUUGUCCGAACGGCACCAGUCCCUGUACGCCGCGUCCGACUCGCGCGUCCUGCAGGUCGGGUUGACGCAGUGCUCCCGGCGACACUCCAGCUGCCUGCGCUGCGUCCGGGACCCGUACUGCGGCUGGGACAGCGAGGCGCGGUCCUGCAAGCCGACGGGGGCCAGCGAAGGGCUGCUGCAGGACGUGGAGGGCGCGCUGCCGAGGCUGUGCGACGGCGCGGUGGCGCGCAAGCAGCUCACGGUCACGUGGGGGCAGUCCGUGCAUGUGACGUGCUUCGCCUCCGUGCCGCCCCCCGCGCCGCCGCACCGCGCCGCCGCGCAGCCCCAACGGCCGCCGCUGGUGUGGACGCACCACGACCAGCCCGUCGCCUUUCGGCCCGAGAAGUACGUGGAGACGGCCGCGCACGGCCUCGUCAUCCUAAGCGCGGUGCAGCAGGACGCCGGCCGCUACGACUGCCUGCUCGACGGCCGCCUGCUGUGCUCCUACAACGUGACCGUCAGCACGGAGCGGUGCGGCGCACCGGGCCGGCCCCAGGACUACCACAAGGUGUACGCCGACUGGUGCCACCAGCUCAACAAGCACAAGGCCGCCAUGCACGCCUGGGAGCAGCGGCAAGCGCAAUGCGGCGUGAAGCAGGACGAGAGCGUGCUGCGCAGCAACGAGAUCAGCCCCGCCAACCCGUUCGCGUGAGGCACGCUCGAGCCAACAGCGUGAACGAGUGAUGAAUGAACAAGCGAAUGCAUGAGCGAGUGAAUGAAUGAGUGAUGAAUGAAUGAUCGCCAUGACGCGCACGACGACUUCGUCCGGCCCGAGUUGUCUGCCCGGCCCUCAUAUUGACAAUAAACGGACCAACAGCCGGACGAUGUUGUUCCAGAAGAGAAAGGUGUUCGUCUUCGAGUGGUGUGGCGCCCGGCUCGGCCCGGAGCGCCUGGUGCUUGUAGCUGUGAUGUAGACGAGACGGGUGGUGGAGUGUCGGAGCCCGAGUACCUGUUUGGCCGUGUUUGGCGGUCACGCGGUCCCAUGUGGGUCCAUCGCGGUCCCGAGAUUGUUUUUCCGGUCCCUCCACGGAGAAAGGCUAGAUUUGUGGCGUUGUGUUCUAGAUUUAUGCUAAUAUGAAAAUGCCGAAUCCGGUGCCGGCUCGGGUUUUUUUUUGUCGUUGAUCUGCUGCGGAUGACUUACUUCUUUUGUGGCCACGUCGCUAAAUCGCAAUAAUCUGUUAAAUUUUUAUAGUGAUAAUGCGUGAAACGCUUGUUUUCGUUGAAAGCAAUUGUUCUAUUUGUUUCUUUCGUUCGGCUCAGAAAUUUGUUACCAAUCCAUGUAAAAUGUUAAUUGUACAUACACGUGCUGUAAAUUGAACAACUUCGCAAUAAAAGUGUA
Messenger RNA from Thrips palmi, 2937 nucleotides. Its product is annotated as semaphorin-2A-like. Bases 1 to 2250 code for a protein of 749 amino acids. Gene Ontology annotation, biological process: negative regulation of axon extension involved in axon guidance; positive regulation of cell migration; neural crest cell migration. Lineage: Eukaryota; Metazoa; Arthropoda; Insecta; Thysanoptera; Thripidae. Gene Ontology annotation, molecular function: semaphorin receptor binding; chemorepellent activity. The transcript has 14 exons. The record is from RefSeq and is a predicted model, not a curated record.